This is a messenger RNA of Lolium perenne, 1597 nucleotides long. NCBI's taxonomy places the organism in Eukaryota, Viridiplantae, Streptophyta, Magnoliopsida, Poales, Poaceae. The record is from RefSeq and is a predicted model, not a curated record.
CUCUUAGCAGGGGGGCUCUUUUUCUUGUAAUGGUCACUGUUGCCCAUCCAGGUGGUGUAUGAAAACAAAGCUACGGUUAUGAUGCGACCAACCAGAUUCUAAAUUCUGGUUAUGAAAUUAGAUCUACUUUUUGGUUAUAAAAUUAGAUCUACUUUUUGGUUAUGGUUGAUAGCAUUUCACGAAUUUGUAGAAUAGUUAGUCAACUUCCAGCCGAAAUGGUGAUAGUAUGCAUCCAUCUCUUUACUUGGCAUCUUUCAAAUUAAGUUGAAUAAAAGCGUGGUUUGGCGCGAACCUUGUGUAGAUCUAGUGCAACAAAAAAGUUCACCUACAUGGAGUUUUCAGUUUGUUAGCUGCAGGAAUGACUCUGAUUGUUUGCUCUUCAAAGUUGACACACGGAUAUGUAGGAUUCUAUUGCAUAUUAGCCUUCAUCUGUAGCAGCAUUUGAUCAACAGAAACUGUUUCGCUGGUUGUUACAAGCCUUGAAAAUGCAGUAUACUUGUAACAAAAGCGUUCAGUAAUUUUUCAGCAAAUUUGGAUACUGUACAGACUUUAAUCAUGCAGCGAGUAACCUUAUUACAUACAGAAACGCUCUAUGGCAAACAUGAUGAUGACUAGCACUCAGAGAAGCGAAAGUGCGAAUCACAUGCUCAGGACAUAUGUGCCUCCUGGAUCGGCAAUGUACGUGUUUGUUAAACAAUUUAACAAAUUGUUGUAUGAUAGGGACGUAGAAGAGAGCUUCCAGGAGAAGAGGACACGCCUGGGUGGGGUGGUUUGCAAGGUUGGUGAGCCUAUGGAGAAUCAUGCCGCAAAGAUCUACAUGCGAACAAUGUUCGAGAAGUUCCAGGAUAGUAUGUACAAGAUUGGUUCUUACUACGCCGACAAGGUGGUGCCAGGGGAGAUGUAUGUUACAACACAUUUUGAUUGCGAGAGCCGAGAGAAGUGGUGCAAGGUGCAGUACAAGGUUUCGGGUAGCGGUGGCUAUUACACAUGCGAAUGCGGCAUGUAUGAGCACAUGGGCAUGCUCUGCUGCCAUGUCCUUAAGGUUCUGGUCCACCUCAGGUUCAAAUUGACGGUGGACGCGCGCGACGUGUUGCCCAUGCACCGCUAUACCUCAAUUGCAUGGAAGUGGGAUGUAAAUGUUGAUGCAUACACCACAACAAUGGAGUCCAUAAAGGUUAUGGUGCCAAAGCUCAAGAAGGUAGGUGUCGAAGGGGAUGGUUUAGGUCUCGAGGCGAGGCUCAACGUGAAGAAAGCUCGGGUAGAUGGUGCGGCUGCACAAAUGGUCGUGCAAGCUCAUGAUCUGAUCAAUUGUUCUUUCUUUGUAAUAUGGUGGCGAGAAGCCUGCGCCUGCUGGGGGAAGCGCCAUGGGAGCUCGAGCAACCAGAUCGGGCCAUUGUUUUGUUGUGGAUCUGGAUGGGGGGUUGAGCUGCUCGGUGUGGCCCUGGAUCUGGGUAAUAUAGCCAAGCGGAUGCGGUGGAACAUGAUGGUCUGCUGGCUGCUGCCUACCGCGUCGAACUAUUCUCUUCUUGGUUCGCACCAGAGCGUUGCUUACGUUGGAGGUAGUUGGCCGUCCGCGCCGGGCGUAUUCCGUGCCUGA